Haemorhous mexicanus (house finch) is the source of this 6155-nucleotide messenger RNA. Its product is annotated as thyroid adenoma-associated protein homolog. The record is from RefSeq and is a predicted model, not a curated record. NCBI's taxonomy places the organism in Eukaryota, Metazoa, Chordata, Aves, Passeriformes, Fringillidae. The coding region runs from base 22 to 5817 and encodes 1931 amino acids. The transcript has 31 exons. Gene Ontology annotation, cellular component: cytosol. Gene Ontology annotation, biological process: tRNA methylation.
CGUCUCUGUGGUGCGGCCGCCAUGGGCGCCGAGCGGGAGGCGCGGGCCUGCGCCGCCUUCUACGGCACACGGGGCCUCGCCCCCACGGUGCUCUCCUGCCUGCGCUGCCUGCGGCACUUCGCGGGGAGCACUGCCAAGAGAUGCAAAGAGAAGCACCUGGAGGAGGCUCUCCAGCUGACACGGACGCUGAGCGAGGGUCUGCAGGCGCUGGGUGAGGCAGAGGCACGACCCCUGCUCCGCUGUGUCCUGGCUUUCCAGAUGGAGGCAACCAGCAGCUGCAGCUCCUUCCAGAAACUGGAACAGAUGGUGACCCAGCUGGCAGUGGGGAAGGAAGCCCUGUUGGCUCAGGAGGUGGACACACUGCUGACUGGCCUGGCACUGCAGGGAGAGGUGCUGUCUCCUGAGGACCUUCAGUCAGUGUCCAUGUUCCUGGAGGAGAGCAGCCUGGGCCGGCAGCACUGGCGGCAGAACCUGGCCCUGCUGCUGCAGCGCCUGGCCAGCACCCUGCACUGGGUGCUGCAGGGCCAGCCCACACCUGGCAGCACCUGGGGCUACCUGGUCAUCAAGGCCUGCCUCCAGGUCUUCCAGGUGCUGCCAGAGGAUGUGGCUCCCCUGGUGUGGAGCACAUCAGGAAAGAGUGAGACCCUGCAGAGCCUCUUGGGACUGCUGCUGGAGGUGGCUUGGGGGAAGGCCCUGAACAAGGACACGAGGUUGCUGGCAGGCACAGCCCUGAGCAUGUUGGUGAACACGGCCCCCCAGCCCCAGCGUGGGGCCAGUGCAGUGCUGACCCUGUUCCAGCUCCCCAGCCGAGCAGGCACUGGGGAGCUGAAGUUUGGGGAGCUAGUGGUGGAAGUGCCCCCUGUCCUGGAACCAGAUGGGCUGGAGAAGCUGGUGCUUACCAGAGGUGUGCUGACGUGCUGCAAGAUGGACAUCCUCAGCUGCCAGCUGGAGGGCCUCCCCCACAAGGCCUGCCUGCUGCUGGACAUGGUCUUUCCUGCAGUGUGUGCCCUGACCAGGGAUCAGAAGGACUGUCACUACUACUGCUUCCAAGCCUGUGCACUGUGGCUGCAGCGCCUGCGGGAGGGCCUGGCUGCUCUCUGGCACCUGACGGGGACCCACAUCCUGGCCCAGGACUCUGAGCUCCUCCAGGAGCUCACCCAGCUGCUGUGGAACAACGCAGAGACCCCGGUGGAAGGUGUGUCUGAUUUCAUCCACAGCUCCUUCCGAUUGCUCCUGGAGAUCUACCACCUGGAGUGCCAGCACUUCCAGGACCAGGAAAGACCCCUCUACCAACAGAUGCUGCAGAGGGUGGUCUCAAUGCCAUGGCAGAUCAAAGCAAGAUACGUGCCCCUGUGUGCCAUCGUCCCCUACAUGGGCAGCCAGCAGGUGCUGGAUGCCUACCCAGACCUGCCAGAGCAUCUCCUGAGCUGCCUCUCCACCAACCACCUGUGUCCCGCUGCUGCCGAGGUGUACAAGGUCCUGGUGCGGCAGCAGUGCAGCGAGUGGCGGGAUGGGCAGCGGGGCACAGAGGAGGCCCUGGCAGAGCAGUGGGCACUGUGCUGGCUCCCCCUGCUCUCCCAGGGCCUCUGCUCUCCCCUGCCCAUCCUGCAGAGCAACAGUGCCAACCACCUCCUCACCUGGACCCUGCGGCAGCUCCCGGCCACCCAGGCACUGCUGGCCGCCCAGUUUGGCGGCCAGGACACGAUGUCGCUCCGGGCUUGGGUGUCCGUGCUGAAGGCACAGAAGAGUGUGACAGGGGCCCUGCCGCUGGGGGAUGAGGCUCUGGAGCGGCUCUCCCGCUGCCUGGGCACCCGCGAGGAGGGCGUUCGGCUGGCAGCGCUGGGCCUGCUCUGCUGCAGCCCCAACACCAACCAGCCCCUCUCGGGCACCGAGGUGCGGCUGCUGCGGGAGUUCCUGCCCCUCAACCUCAACUGCGCCUCCUCCUCGUUCCGGCAGCUGCUGCAGGCAGCGGUGAGGAAGGCGCUGGUCCGGCUGCGGGACAGCUCGCUGGCCCAGCUGCGGGGGAAGGCGCCGCGGCUCUCGGGGCCGGCAGAGGGAGCUGAGCAGCUCGCCCAGGCAGUAGGCUUUGUGGAAUGGCUGCUGCGGCUCAGCAUCGCCUCACUCAGCCCAGGCUCCAACUACCAGAGGAAGAAGACGGCUCUGCUCCUCCUGGCCGCUGUUUUGGAGACCUGCACAGACACCUGGAGCCCCGACAGGAAGAAAGGCCAGCCCCCACGGACCAUGGCCACACUGCUGAGCUACGCCAGGCAGAGGGGCUGCUGGGACUUCUUCUCCCAGCCCAAUUUGUUGGCACUGCUGAGCUGCCUGCAGGACAGCACUAACGAGAUCAGAGACUUGGCCUCGGAGCUGCUUGUCCGCUACUUCCCCACCACAUUCCCUGAGCCCAUUGCCCUGGCUCUCUUCCAGCUGGCCCAGGACACCCUGGGCAGCCCCCGAGUGCAGGAGGCUGAAGCUGGAGCUGUGCUGAUGAAGACCAUCCUCCAGAAGUCAGACGGUGGCACCAUGAAGAGCCUGUCCCUGGAGGCUGAGGCAGCCCUGACACUGCCCGGCCGAGGGCUGUGCUUUGCCCAGCACCUUCUGCACCUGCUGCAAGCCCAGUACAAAGUGGCAUGCCAGGACCUGCUGUGUGCAGCAGCCACCGCACCGAUGCAUGGAGCCAUCGCAGCCCUGCGCAGGUGCCUGCUCCAGGUGCCAGAGGUGGCCAUCUCCAUGCAGGCAGCAGAGUUGGUGCAGAGCUGGCAGGAGCUCCUCACCUGCCUCGUGACCACAGUGAGAGACAUCACCUCCCUCCUCCUGGGGGCUCUGCAGAGCCAGCAAGGCCCUGGUGCUGAUGUGCAAGCUGCUGCCCCAUCAUUUGCAGAGAUGGGGAAUGCCAUUGGCUCCCUCAUCAUGCUGGGGAAGGGCCAGGGACAAGAGGAAGAGGAGGGUGACUCAGUCCUGCUGUCAGAGGAGCACAGCCUGAUCCUGACGUGCUGCUGGGUGUCAGUGAAGGAGAUUGGGCUGCUCCUGGGGGGCCUGGCUGAGCUGCUGCUAUCCCCAGCACUGCCUGCUGAAGUGGGGCCCCUCCUGCCACUCCCCACCCUGCAGAUGGCCACCAGGGUGUUCCAGGAAAUCCUGCUGCGGUGCCGCCACUGGGGAGCAGUGGAGGGCUGCAGCAUGGGCUUCACCAAAUUCUGUGCUGCACUGCUGAACCACCCAGAUCCAGAGCUGCAGGCCAUCCCACGGGCUGUGCUGGAGCAGGGCUUGGAAGCGCUGGGUGGGCCCCGGAGCAGCUCGAUCACGCGCCGUGCUGCCGGCUUCCCCAUGCUCUUCCUCUGCAUCGUCAGCGGGGAGGCCCCGGCGCAGGCACGGCCGCUCCUGACCCACUGCAUCCAGACACUGCUGACCUUGGCUGCCACGGCACUGCCACAGGACUGGGACCAGACCCUCGACCUCCCGCAGGUGUGUGCCCUCCACGUGCUGCAGACGCUGGUCCGUGGGGCGGGGCUGGGCGGGGCAGUGCUGUGCCAUGCCACACCCAUGAUGGCCCUGGCACUGCGGGGUCUGGGCUCACCCUGCUGGGCCAUGAGGAACGCAGCCAUCCAGCUCUUCAGCGCCCUCACAUCCCGGCUCCUGGGACAGCCAUGGAGCCACAGGGAUGGCUGCCCAUCAGAAGGGCUGAGCCUGCACGCCUUCCUCGGGCAGCACCCAAAGCUGGGCGCUGUGCUGCUCGGAGAGCUCAAGGUGGCCACAGCACCCACAACAGGGGGGCCCCGCCUGCACCCUGCACUCCAUGCCAUCCUCACCCUCUUGGCCCAGCUGCAGCCUGGCGCUGACAUUGCCGGCAGUCCCUCUGCUCCCUUCCUGGGGCCACUGCUAGGGCUGGCAGAGAGCCCCAUCUACGCCGUACGAGCGAUGGCUGCCAAGGCUCUGGUGCCCGUUGUCGCCCCUCCCCAGCGCUGCAGGCUCCUCCUGCAGCUGGCCCGGCAGCUCCCUGCAGCACCCGGGCACAUCCGCUCGCACAACGCUGUCCACGGGCACCUGCUGCAGAUGCAGGCACUGCUGGGCUCUGCCAGGGGCACCGGGGGGCUGUUGGCCGAGGCGCUGCACCCCGUGGUUCUGCAGCUGGAGGCACGGGGCUGGCUGCUCACCCCUGCCCAGCGCUGCCCCCUCGUCCGUGCUGCCUUCCUCCAGGUCCUUGCCCUCCUGCCCACAUCCUUCAGCCCUGGCUUCGCUCAGUACAUCCAUGACACCAUCAGCACCGAGCUGGGCAGCCUCCUGCGGGGGGGAAAGUCAGGCUGUGCCGAGCCACAGGUGGGCUCAGCCAUCCUCCACCAAUCCAUGGCCCACUUCAUGUGCAGCGAGGCAGCCCGGCUGGCGGACAGCGAGCGGAUUGGUGCUGUCUGCUCACUUCUCCAGCAGCCCAACCCCGACAUCCAGCUUGCCAUCCUGAGCUGGGUGAUUGCUGGGGAGGGAGGAUCAUGCAAGGAGGUGGAGAACGCUCUUGGGCUGACAUUGCUGGAGAGCUUGCAGUCGGUGCUGCAAGAGAGAAGGGAUAAAGAGUUCCUGAGAUUGUACCUUGAGGCUUUGCUGCAUCUUUACAGAGAUCCCUCAUCAUGGUCCCAGGAAGCUUCCAGUAAGCUCCAGGGCUCCUCAAGAUCAUGCCUGGAGAUGCUGCUGCACAUGGUGGAGGCUGAGUGUCCUGGGCCUGAUCUCCUCUUCCAGGCACUGUGUGUUGCCAGCCUGCUGCUUGCCCACCAGUGUGGGGACGAGGACGUUGCGCUGGUGGAGCGCUGGUGUGCAGCGCUGGAGGAGUGCAGCCGGUGCACCUGGUCUGAGGUGCAGCGGCUGGCAGCUGCCCGCUCCCUGCAGCUGGCAGGGCCCGGCGUGCUGCAGCCAUCCCUGCGUGCUGCCCGCUCCCUGCAGCUGGCAGGGCCCGGCGUGCUGCAGCCAUCCCUGCGUGCUGCCCGCUCCCUGCAGCUGGCAGGGCCCGGCGUGCUGCAGCCAUCCCUGCGUGCUGCCCGUCCCUCGCUCGUCCCCGUGGCUCUGCGGCUGAUAAACAUGGCCAUUCACCUUCUGCAAGAUGAGGAGCGGGAGGUCCGGCAUGAGGCCUCAGGUUUCGCCAGCCUCCUGCAGCAGAGCCCAGGGGAGCUGCUCCAAGAUGGCUGCAUCUUUGUGCAGGACAAUGUGGGGCUCCAGAGCCUCCUAGAGCUCCUUCUGGGAGAGUUCGGGGAGCACCCUGACACCUUCAACUCACUACUUCAACACAUCCCCAUCUUAGAUCUCAGGAGUGUUGUGGAGGAGUUGGAGGCCAACAAAGCUGCCAGCUUGUACAAGGAGGACGAACCCAAUGUUUUUGCAGAGCCAGCUGUCCUGGCACAGCAGCUGCUCCCUGUUCUGGUGCAGCUCCUGGAGAAGGCUCCCACUGGCAGCCCAGUCCAUGCCUCGGCUCUGCAGUGGCUGGAAGCCACAGGCCCCGGCGUGCUGAGGGACCUGCAGUACUGCAAACACUGCUGGAGCCAAGGUCCUGCUGUCCGCUGGGGGAUGAAGGCGCUGGGCUGUGCCAAACUCCACACAGCCCUGGCCCUGCUGCUGGUGAGGGCCCGGCUGCUGGCACAGGUGCUGCGGGUGCUGGGGGAAGGUGCCACCAACACGCCAGGCCUGGGCUAUGGCUCCCAGGAGUUGGAGCAGGAGCUGGAGCUGGUACAGGGGCUGCUGGUGCAGCACGGGCUGGCUCCUGUGCCAAAGCAGGACAAUGCACCAGGAGAGCUGGGACUACUGUUGGGGACUGACAGCUCCAGGCAUGCAGCAGUGUGACACAAAAUCCUGCAGCCAUCUCCCUCCAUUUCCUGGAUGCUCUCUCUGACCAGCAGCCAGGCCUGCAGGUUUGGUGGUGUAACUCAGGGGAACCCCACUCUCAGUGUGGGACACACUUUUGUUCCCAGUUUCUAACUCUGCAGCUGAGGACUCCAGUGCAGCAUUGCCUUGGCCUAUGUCCAUGGCUUCCUUGCCCUCAACUCUGGCUGGCAGGAGGGGACCUGAGCUCCAGAACUCUCACACCCCCUCAUGCUCAACUCCCAGCACCUGAUUUUUUAACCAGCACUUUGGUCCUUGGCCGACCUGGGCUUUUUUCCCAAAUAAAGAGGCCAAGAACA